This is a messenger RNA of Pelodiscus sinensis (Chinese soft-shelled turtle), 564 nucleotides long. NCBI's taxonomy places the organism in Eukaryota, Metazoa, Chordata, Testudines, Trionychidae. The record is from RefSeq and is a predicted model, not a curated record.
AUGUACAGAGUGGCUGAGCUAGAGAACAUACAGAAGCUUCAGGAAACGACAAAAAAAAAUAAAUCUUGUUUUAUCCUGGGUGCAUCAGGAGCAACUGGCAAAGAGUUGUGAAAAGAAGUUUUGAAUGUCACCAUCAUAGGACGUAGAAUACUGACUUUUGAAGAAGUGGCAUAUCAAAAUGUGACUCAACAGAUGGUAGACUUUGAAAAAUUGGAUGAAUAUUCUGCAGCAUUUCGAAGUCAUGAUAUUGGAUUCUGUUGUCUUGGUACCACAACAGCAAAAGGAGGAGCAGAUGGACUUGUUUGUGUUGAUCGAGAUUAUGUUUGCAUGUCAGCAAAGCUGGCAAAAACUGGUGGUGGUAAACACUUCCUCUUGGUAUCUGCUUUUGGAGCUGCUAAGGAAUGGUGUGCUAUAAAAAUUCUGGGUUGCCUCUCUCAUGUGAUGUCUAUUACUGCACUUUCUGUGCCUGCGUUAACAUUAGCAAGAGCUAUAGUGAACAGUACAGUAGUCCCGAGCAACAAGGAAGUGGAGAUAUUAGAGAACAAAGAUACUGUAUCCACAUGA